AUACCAUUCAACGUCUAUAAAUUCAGCAGUGAGCAGAGCAUUGGUUUCCCAUUCGCAAAGAGCCAAAAAAUUAAUGUUGGCGAAGCCGGAGAACAUGUCUUCUUAUAAGCUUAGCACCCUCUUCACAAUAGCCCUCCUCCUUAGCUUGGCUCUAACGUCAUAUGCUGCCGUUCUUCCCGAGCCUGCUCCAGCACGAGGAGAUUCUCCGGCUACAACUCGACAUGGGGAUGUUGAAGCAAGAAACUUGGAAGUUGAGGAGAGCUGUGAACAAGGAGGAGCAAAAGGGAAAGAAGAGUGCUUGAUGAGAAGGACCCUCGCUGCUCAUCUGGAUUAUAUCUACACACAAAAGAAAAAGCCUUGAAGUACUUAUCGUCGACUUCUCGUCGAUGCAUGUUCUGUACCCAGUCAUUAGCAUCAAAUCAUAAUUAUUAAAUAAAUCGAGAUUUUUUAUAUGUAUCAAUUA
Molecule: messenger RNA, 463 nt
Organism: Carya illinoinensis
Lineage: Eukaryota; Viridiplantae; Streptophyta; Magnoliopsida; Fagales; Juglandaceae
Product: phytosulfokines-like
Exons: 2
Coding region: 74-361 (95 amino acids)
Biological process (GO): cell population proliferation
Cellular component (GO): extracellular region
Molecular function (GO): growth factor activity
Source: RefSeq, a predicted model, not a curated record